This is a messenger RNA of Solanum lycopersicum (tomato), 552 nucleotides long. RefSeq lists its product as uncharacterized. The record is from RefSeq and is a predicted model, not a curated record. NCBI's taxonomy places the organism in Eukaryota, Viridiplantae, Streptophyta, Magnoliopsida, Solanales, Solanaceae.
AUGCUUGGAAGUUUACUCUCUCAUAGCCCGCUGCUCGAGAAGUUGGUGAUGCAAAUCUCAAGUAUUUUAGACUGCAUUCAAAUUGAUGCUCCCAAGUUGAAAUCCUUUGACUUCACUGACAAUAUAAAUAUACUUUCCUUGGUGAAAUCACCAUUUCUUGUGAAACUUUCACUUGUGAGUGCAGCAGUUACUUUGAAGACAGAAACACAGCUUUCAAAGUAUUUUGAGGUUUGUCCUGCUCUCGAGCAUCUCCACUUCGAUGAUCGUAGUCUCCAGAUUGAUUAUGUGGUUGUUAAGGAAAUUCCUUCAAGUUUAUCUGAUAUGACGUUGGAUCACCUCAGGUCUGUUAAACUUGAAGGUAUUACAGGCACAAAGACUGAAAUCGAAUUUAUCAAACUUCUAUUAUCCAAAUCUCCAGUGCUAGUGAGAAUGUUAAUCCAGCAGGAGAUUGCAAAUGUAUCUGCUGAAACAAGACUAAAGGUAGUUACAGAGAUAACAAAAUUUCCGAGGGCAUCACCUAAAGCACAAGUUUACUAUAACAGUGGUGUGUGA